Molecule: messenger RNA, 3336 nt
Organism: Candoia aspera
Lineage: Eukaryota; Metazoa; Chordata; Lepidosauria; Squamata; Candoiidae
Product: probable E3 ubiquitin-protein ligase HERC6
Exons: 23
Coding region: 64-3171 (1035 amino acids)
Molecular function (GO): ubiquitin-protein transferase activity
Source: RefSeq, a predicted model, not a curated record
CCGAUUUGUCGGGCUGGGAGAAAUCGCGGAGUGAAGGAGCGAGCGACCAAGAGCCAGCUAGCCAUGCUCUUCUGCUGGGGGAACGGCUCCUACGGGCAGCUGGGCUUGGGCGAGGAAGGGGCCUCCCAGCCGGUCCCUCUCCGUCGCGUUCCGCCAGCGGGUGGGAGGCAAGAGGUGGCCCUGGCGGCUUGCGGGGAGCGGCGCACGCUCCUGCUCCUCGCCGACGGGAGCCUGGCUUCUUGCGGGGACAAUGGCCAGGGGCAGCUGGGAAGGAGGCUCCCCCCGGGACAGCGGAGAGGCUACGUGCCAGAUAGGAUCCAAGCCCUGGAAGCCCAGACUAUCGUCUACAUAAGCUGUGGAAAGGAGCAUUCAUUGGCCAUCUGCAACCAAGGGAGGGUAUUUUCAUGGGGAGCUGGUGGUUUUGGACAGCUUGGCACUGGAAAACUAGAAGACUCUUUGAUUCCAAAGAAAAUAAAUUCUUUAUCUAGGUACAACGUUAUACAAAUUGCUUGUGGACACUAUCACUCCAUAGCAUUAACCAAAGAUGGUCAAGUCUUUUCAUGGGGACAGAACAUCCAUGGUCAGCUGGGUCUUGGUAAAGGACUUUCAUCCCAAACUAAUCCGUGUAACGUUUCCUCUCUCGCUGGCAUCCCCUUGGCUCAGGUGGCUGCUGGUGGGGCACACAGCUUUGUCUUGUCCCAUUCUGGCAUAGCCUAUGGUUGGGGAAGGAACAGUGCCCAUCAGCUGGGCUUGAGUCAGAGGACUUCAAAAGAACAGAUCUUCAAACCCUAUUCAAUAGGUGCCUUGAGGAACCUUGAAGUGACUUAUAUUAGCUGUGGAGAUGAACAUACCGCUGUUCUCGCCAAGAGUGGCAGCGUUUUCACAUUUGGAGAUGACAGUGCUGGACAGCUAGGACACAACGCUUCAACACCAAAGACUGGUCCUCAGAAAAUUGAUGAGAUAGAUGGUCCAGUUUCCCAUGUGUCAUGCGGAAGCUAUCACACGCUUUGUGUCUCUGCUUCUGGGCAACUGUGGUCUUUUGGACAUGGACUUCUGCAGCCCAGGGAAAGUCCAGCAUCAGACAGCAGACAGGAGGAGAGAAAGUGUAUUGACAUCAGUGCUCUUCUGGAACCUACUGAAGUGUUGGGAGUCCAAGUUUUUGCUGGAACAUAUGUCAACUUUGUCAAUAUAUUUCAGGCUUCUGCAUGUACAAAUGCAGCCACCUCUUUGGAAGUCUUGCCUAGGAUCAGCCAGCUGGACAAAGGACUGAUUGAGAAAUGGAAGUCAGCAGAAGAAGGAAGUGAAAUACAGCAGAAUGCUAAAAGGGAAAUAGAAGUAAUCUUUUCCUCACCUCCUUGUUUAACAGCGAGCUUUUUAAAACCAAGAUCUGCUGUGUUGACAGACUAUUAUAUCCCAGUGGAUCUGCAAGAAGCAAGAGAAGUUUUGAAGGAACUUAGUGUGAGAGAUUGGAUUACUAAUCAGAUCUCUUCUUCUCUGAUAAACCACCUACUUCCUGCUCUUCCACUGAAUUCUCCUCACCAAGAAGCUCUUGCUAUUUUUCUUCUGGUGCCUGAGUGCUCUGCUGCUACUGAAGCCCAGAAGAUUCUGUUGUUAACUAGUUAUUUUGCAGAAGCUAUCACAGGUCUGAGCAAGCAGUCUUCCAACAUUCUAGAAAAGUAUUGGUCAUUGUUGCCAGGUCCAUUUUUAGAGCAAAUAGUUCAAAUGUUGAAGAAGGGUGUAUCUUGUCUGUUGCCUGCUUACAAUGUUCCUCCCAGGGGCGUGGUAUGGAUUCAUCUCCUCAAAGUGCUUAAAAAGCUGUAUAAGGUCAACAUGAAGGCUAAAUGCAAACUGCAAAUAAGUACCUUCUGCAUAGAUCAAAUUCCUGAAAAAAUCGACAUGGUGCAAGAUUUUUGGAGAUGGAAGGAGUGGGUUGAAAACAGUAGUGUCGAAGAAGAAAAAAGCCUCAUCUCUUUCUGCUGCUUUCCUUUCGUCUACAAUGUAUCAAGCAAAAGGGAAAUACUUUAUUAUGGGUCCUAUGUGGUACAAGAGCACUUAAAAAUACAAGCUACUCUGGAUUUGCUCUACAAGCAAACCACUGAACGUCCAGACCUACCUACCUUUCUUCUGAAAGUGCGACGCCACCAUCUCAUUGAAGACACGUGGCACAAACUGGAUAAAGCAGAAGACAUUUUCCUGAAAAAGCAACUGCUGAUUCAGUUUGAAGGUGAAAUGGAUGGUUAUGAAGAUAAGGGUAUCCUGUUGGAAUUCUUUUCACAAGUGUUUAAGGAGGUGGUGCGGCCAGACUAUGGGAUGUUUAUGUAUUGUGAAGACAAUUCCCCAGCAUGGUUCCCUCCCAAGCCUUCUGUGGAGAAGAAUAAAUAUUUCCUUUUGGGUAUUCUCUGUGGACUCUCCAUAGCCAACAGAGUCACAGCCUACAUACCUUUCCCACUUGCUGUCUUUAAAAAGCUGCUUAGCAAGAGACCAACUCUCAGUGAUGUGAAAGAACUAAGCCCUGUCCUAGGAAAAAGUUUGCAGGCAGUUCUUGAUUAUGAACAUGAUGAUCUUGAAGACAUUUUUCAGCUGUGUUAUUCUAUUCCCUGGGACAACAUGGAUGUAGACUUAAUUACAAAUGGCAUUUUGACAGCUGUAAACAAUUCCAAUAAGAAAGACUUCGUUGACAAAUACAUGGAUUACAUAUUCAACAGAUCGGUGGAUGACAUUUUCAGAGAGUUCAAGAGAGGAUUUUACAAAGUCCUUGAUGAACAGCUAGUUGGCAUCUUUGAGCCUGAACAACUGAUGGAAGUGGCAAUUGGAAAUGCCAAUUAUGACUGGGAUUUGUAUGAAGAGAAUGCUGCGUACUCUGGCACAUACAGCGCAACGCACCCAACCAUAAAGAUGUUCUGGGAGGUUUUUCAUGAGCUGACUUUGGAGGAUAAAAAGGGUUUUCUUUUAUUUGUUGUAGGAAGUGACCGGAUCCCCGUGACAGGAAUGAAAUCCUGGAAGAUAAUUCACCCACAUGACUCGCCCUCAGAGGAUCUUAUCCCCGAGGCCCAGAUCUGUUUUCAUAUCUUAUUGCUGCCAACUUAUUCAACAAAACAAAAACUGAAGGAGAAGCUUCUAUGUGCUAUCCACAACAACCAGGGCUUUGGCAGAGGGAGGAGACUACACUGAAACAGGAACUUAGAGAUGCCACCUUUGGAGCUGUAUCCUUCUCUUGACCUCAGAUGUGAGGACAGAUUGUCCCAAGGGAUUUUGGUCAGAUGACUGUUCAGUGAUUUUCUGCAUUAAAGAUGUAAUAUUUAGAAAUAAAGUAGUUAUAGACAAUAUAAAAUCAAA